This is a messenger RNA of Aspergillus ibericus CBS 121593, 1192 nucleotides long. RefSeq lists its product as uncharacterized. Lineage: Eukaryota; Fungi; Ascomycota; Eurotiomycetes; Eurotiales; Aspergillaceae. The coding region runs from base 58 to 825 and encodes 255 amino acids. The transcript has a single exon. The record is from RefSeq and is a predicted model, not a curated record.
GUAUGACCCACCCUUACUUCGGCGGCUUUGCGUUUCCAUGGCAAUAGAGAAUUGAGAAUGAAUACUCAAUCACUUCUGCAUUAUCUCUCCAUUGCUCCCCCGACUAUACCAAAACAAGGGACCAAUCCUGGUCCUAACACCACAAAUCCUCAGUAUGAUGCAGACGACAUUACUGAACUCGUCCUGUGGCCGGAAUUCAGCUACACCGUUAUCAUUCAACGGUACGGAGAACUAUUGAAUUCGACGCAGAUUCGUCCUGACCCAUUUACCUCACCUCCUGCCCCACUGAGAGAUGAACCAACGUUUCAUCUUCGUUUCGCGGAUCUCAUUAUGAACCGGGUGAGACGCGGCCUUCGAGCUGGUUUUGCACAACUCGCGCCGGAGCUCCAAAUAGGGCAGCUUUCUACUAUAACAAUAGACGGAGGGGGAUCUGCACGGAUCAUCAAUCAGUUCAGGCCAGACGCAGCGUUUAUUGUCGUCGGUGCAAGCCUCACCACAGGCGUCAAUCGAGCGCCUGGGGACUUGAAGGUCUCCUGGAAGUGGAGAUCUUCCAUGCGCUUUUCACAAGAGCUGAUGGACCAGCGAGAAUAUAAGCAGGUUCUGGCUCAAGUGAAUUUCUAUAUGGAACAGCACCACGCCCGGCACGGGUUUAUCCUCUCGGACGCCGAGUUGGUAGCAGUGAAGCGACUGAAUGGGAAUGGUCGGUUAGCUGUCGCUACAUCCAUUCCAUGGUCAAGCGGAGGUGCCGGGAGGCUUUCGGUAUUGCUAGGACUGUGGUAUCUUGGGAUGCUAGCAGCUGAGAACAAUAAUUGGUCUCUACACUAGGCUCAUCUUUCUCUUCAUGCUCAGUGGUUCUCCAAAAUCACUCGACAGAUAACGCCGAAAGUCGGCUUUGUACGCCGCCUCGGUUGCACAUGAUUCCAACCAUUUGCAAGACCCUCUUACUGCUUGCUCGCGUGGCCCAGAAAACAAGACAUCCAUCUGGUGGGAACCUUGGUGGCGACGGAGUACUCACUGGGCGCUAUGACCGGAUCUUCUUCAGUCCCUUUAUCCACUGUCUUGCAGUUAAGUAUAAGCUUCCAUGCAAAAGUAUAGUAAUUAUACUUAGGCGGUUGUUUAUUGUAGUCGAUAUUCUUCUCUCACUAAUUAAAUAAAAGGAAUCCUAGUUACAGAAAGUAGACUAGGUUCUGGG